Molecule: messenger RNA, 210 nt
Organism: Dictyostelium purpureum
Lineage: Eukaryota; Evosea; Eumycetozoa; Dictyosteliales; Dictyosteliaceae
Exons: 2
Coding region: 1-210 (69 amino acids)
Source: RefSeq, a predicted model, not a curated record
AUGACAACACCAAACCCAAUCUUACAUAAAUAUAGAUUUUUAAUCAGAAACUUACCAAACUAUCCAUCCAAGUCACGUUUUAGAUUAAUAACCACAGUAAAGGAAGAAAAAUUGAAAAUGCUUCACAUUGAAGUAGAUUCAGGGAUUACAGAGAUAAUGGGGUAUAAGAAUUUAAGGGGUAAAGGGAAAAACGGGGCAGGAAAUUUUUAA